This is a messenger RNA of Capronia epimyces CBS 606.96, 5664 nucleotides long. RefSeq lists its product as uncharacterized. Gene Ontology annotation, cellular component: nucleus. The transcript has a single exon. Gene Ontology annotation, molecular function: ATP-dependent chromatin remodeler activity; ATP hydrolysis activity; ATP binding. The coding region runs from base 1 to 5664 and encodes 1887 amino acids. The record is from RefSeq and is a predicted model, not a curated record. Lineage: Eukaryota; Fungi; Ascomycota; Eurotiomycetes; Chaetothyriales; Herpotrichiellaceae.
AUGGAGGUUUCUGCCGAGUCUGACAAUGACCCCUGCGGCUGGUCGAUCGAUCAGGUCGUCUAUGAACUUUGCCAGAAUCCAACCCCAAGAUGGUCGCCCGCAGAACGGCCUCAGUUGAUACCAGAUCGGCAUGUUCUCGAGGACACUUUGCGGCAGAAUCAUGUCGACGGGGACAACUUCCUGGCGUUGGAUCUCGUUGCUCUCAAGGAAGACUUGGGUAUUGCAUCGUUUGGUCAAAGAAGAGCCAUCAUGAGAGCCAUCGAAUACUUCCGUGCCCAUUCUAUAAGCUGGCAGCAUUCGGCUUUCCGGGUAGACAGCAUCGCCAGAAUGCAACCACAGUCUCUAGCCUACACGAGCACGCAGAUCGCCCAAUCGCACACUUCAGCUUUUCCUCAGACUCCAUAUUCAGGACUUGGAAUCUACCCUUCCGUCGAGUCAAUGCCACCCACAGCUUCGCCCUUGUCGUACAGGACUACUGGUCAACCAGGAUUUGCGACGGCGCUUAGUCCACACGGGCACGCUUUGUUGGAGGCGAGCAAUGCUUCAUUUACAGUGCCGUUGAACGCUACCCCGUCAUCUCUUCAACAUCCCGUAGUUAACCCUACUGCCCCAGACCCUCCAAAGGCCCUGAGCCUUGUCACAAAUGAUACCACCGCACGGGAUGCUUCGAAGAGGCCGAGGCAAGGGUACGAGGUCGUCAAGGGCAAAAAGAAAAUUGCACCGACCCUUGUCUCACAAACAGAAGAAAUCACCGCCACGGAAGCCGUCGGGACCGCAUAUCUCUCACCAUCCGCAGUACCUCUGCAGGAUGUCUUCUAUCACAAAAUCUCCACGGAUUUUGGCGAUGUUUUCUAUCGCGCCCCUCUUGAUACCUCUGACGACUUUUUCAUCAGUGGCCGUUAUCCUGAAGGCCAGAGAAAAGUGAUCGCGCGACGCAUCAAACACUUCCUUCGUCAGGAUGUUGUCAAACUCUCGCAAGCUAAUACCCUCAUCAAGCUUCCUUAUAGCCACAAUCGACUUCAAGAACCGUUUUCCGAACAAUACUUCACCAUGUUUCCGCGGCGCGGUGGGCAGAUUAGAGUGUUUCGAGUGGAGGAUUUCCCGGAAGUGCAGAAAAUUGUAACCAAAAAGUCUGAAAUUCCUGCUACCAAUACAAUAUUGAGCGAGCACCACUCCAACAGCCAUACUGAUCCGGCGAAGGAAGACUCGGAAGAUACAUCAAACUGGCAUGACCUAGAUUACUUACUUGACAAGUAUCCAGUCGAAGGUUCGGACGAAGGGCUCCCAGUCUACGGGGAUUCAGGCGAUGAAGGAGACCUUGACGAAGAAACUUGGAGAGAAAUACAAGAGGAACAAGAUGAGAACAGCCGGGAGCCGGUUACAAUGACUCAUGCUGAAAUCGUGGCUGCCAUCGACGAGACAAUCGAAGAAAUGAAACAAGAGUGGCGUGACACCAAACUUGUAAAGGUCCAGUUGAAGGCUUACCGUCUCUGGACAGAGGCUGCUAAGAGAAGAGAUCGCCGAGACAAGCUUGGGUACGUGAUCCGAGAGAAAGACCGUUUCGAGAGGAUGAAGACCAAGAUUCAGCGUGCACUGGCAGAUGACAUCUGGCGCACUCCAGCCGAACUCAAGAAGCAAUGCCAGAAUAUCGAGUUGGCAGUGUUCCAGUAUGAAGAGUUUAACUACUACAAUCAGGUGCUACUUGAUGACAAUCCACCUACACGUCCAAGCUCAGCAGCGCUCAAAAAGGCUCGCACUCGGAAACCGCAGGAGCUAUCAGAGGGCGAGGAACUUCUUGAAUCAGAUUCAGAUCCCAUAACUGAGGAUGAAGACUUUCUCGUGGAUGAUUCUUCCGAUGCUGGCUCUAUUCACCAUGAGCCAGACCUAGACUGGAAUCCAUUGAUCUCUGAGGUCACCAAUAAGACAAGCGUACAGCCUGUGGCACAACAUGUGGCACAACAUGUGGCGCAACCUGUGGCGAGACCAGUCUUUCCCCCUCCGGUUGAGAACACUCCACAGAGCUCAGAAACGGCAACACCUAGUCCAGUUGAGCGGGCUGCAUCAAUACCGGUCGACACUCGCACACACGGUGAGGAUGACGCAGAUAUUGACAGCGACACCGGCGAAGACGCAAUCGUAACGCCUAUGCGUCGCCCCUUGAGACUCGAGAUUAGCGCUACUCCGUCUGUUAAGAUCAAGAGCGCUCCCACAACGCCCUUUGCCUCUCGUGUACUCGAGCAGUCCUCAAACCCUCAGAGAAAGGGUUCUGAUUCCGAAAAUUCGGAUUCGGAUUUGGAUCGCCCGCCACGCCUUCCAAAGAGCAAAUAUCGUGCACAGGGUCGGACAGUAGCGGAACCUGUGGAUUUGACCUUUUCGAGUCCUGCUUCGGAAAAUGAAUUGACGACUCAUGAGGAGGCCAGUACAGACUUCGAAGUGCACACUCCAGAACUCAAUCCUACCCCGAUGCAAACUCCGCAGAGGCACAAGACCAAGACUUCGAGUUCCGUGUCGUCCAUGGCGGACUCUGCUAGUCUCUCCUCUGAGGAUGAUUCUGGACUACCUCAUAUUGAGAACGUGGAGGGUAUGAUUGCUACAGAUUGGUCUGACAUCGAGGCCCUCGUUGACCGACGCCGGGCUCUUGCCAAAGCCGUCUAUCAGCUUGAUGCAGAGACGAUUGAAUAUCUCAGCCUGUUUAUUGAGUCUCGGAAAACCUUCACUAGGCGCAGAGAUGUCAUCUUUGACGGGCUGCUGGCCCUCAGUGAAGUUUAUGAUGAUAGUGGUGACGGUUAUAACGAUAUCAGAGCCAUCGGAACAGCACAACAAAGCAGCGCUCAGCUUUUGGUUCUUUUGUACAUCACAUAUGUUUGUGGUCAAAAUAUGGUUGGAGACUCUGCACCAUCUGAAGCACAUAAAGACUGUGCGUUUGAUGAUAUGGAAACAACGGUUGAUCCUUUCUACAGCUUACUGCAACAUAUCAUUCGGAUCUACGUCCACAAAGAGAAGCAGGACCCGACCCUACUGCAGCAACAAAGUACAAAGAAGAAAAGAAAGAGAGAACGCCCCCUUUCUGAUGCGGAUAUGUGGGACCAUGAACCGCUAACUGAUGUUAUAUGGGGCGAUCCGUUGGAACCUUACGUGCCACCAUCAUCACACAAGAAGCGGAAACGUAAAGUCCUGGACAGUCAACAAGCUAUUGAUAUGCAGCAAAGUGAUCAAGUCCGAAUUCAGCAACAGGAGCAACGACGCCAACAGUUGGCCAUGAAGCUAACUCAGAUGGCAGAAGAAGGAGACAAUCGACAUCCGAUCAACACUAUAGAGCCGUACAUCUACCUCCAUCCCCAUAUCUCAAAGCGCAUCAAACCACAUCAACUCACCGGUAUUCAGUUUAUGUGGCGCGAAUUGAUUGAAGAUCCGAAGCACCAAGGCUGCAUCCUGGCACAUACUAUGGGACUUGGAAAGACGAUGCAGGUAAUCUCCCUACUGGUAGCAAUAUCACUGUGCAACCAAAGCAGUGACGCUACGGUCCGUGACCUCAUUCCAGCGCGGCUCCGGAAGAGCAGAACCCUUAUCCUUUGCCCUGCUUCACUGGUGGAGAAUUGGCUUGACGAAUUGCUCUUGUGGACUCCUUCGAACGAUGUUCUCGGUACAAUCUACAAGCUGGACACAUCAAACACAGGCACGCUUCACGAGUGGUCCAGACAUGGGGGAGUUUUACUCACGAGCUACGAGAGGUUCAGGAGAAUGGUCUCGAAGAGUAUUGGUGCCAAAGAUAAGGGAGGCCACAUUGAUGUGGAAAAGAUUUUUUUCGAAGAUCCGACCCUUGUAAUUGCAGACGAGGCACACAAGCUCAAGAAUUCCACAUCCACGAUAAACCAAUAUGCGAAGCGUUUCAAGACGACAAGCCGUAUCGCGUUGACUGGUUCGCCGCUCAACAAUCACCUUGAGGAGUACUACACUAUGGUUGACUGGAUUGCCCCCGGCUAUCUUGGGACGAUUGUGCAUUUUCGGUCCAAGUACUCCGAACCUAUCAUUGAAGGGCUGUACAGUGACAGCAGCGCAUUUGAGAGACGUCUGUGUCUUCGCAAACUACAUGUCCUCAAGCGGGAUUUGGAUCCGAAAAUCAAUCGAGCCGAUAUUUCUGCCAUCGAGAAAGACAUGCCGACCAAGACCGAAUUCUUCAUCACGGUCCCGCUUACGGAGCUGCAGAAACGAGCCUAUAACAUAUACGUCAAGUAUAUGCUAGAGACAUUCAGCCGAACAAAUGCGAAGUCGCGGAAUGCGAAGAUGUGGGACUGGAUCGCAAUGCUGUCAUGGCUUUGCCAUCACCCUUUUUGCUUUCUGAUAAAGCUCAAGGAACGCAUCGCCAAGAUAGAUGAGGAGCUCGAUUUCUCCCUCUCCACCGCUGCUGCUGCUGCUGCUGAAGAGAGCAAGGAUGCAGCCCCGAAUCAGCUAGCUGAUAUAACAUCACCUGAGAAUGUGAAGGAGGACGCGCAACUUGAUACUACGGGGCCUUUGAAUGAAGCUAUGCAGCAGGUCCUUGAACUCUUCAAGGAGGUGGACAUUCCCGGAGUCAUAGAUGACCCUACACUCUCUUAUCGUACAUUUGCGGUACAGCAAAUCCUGAAAGAAGCAAACGCAAACGGCGACAAGACACUGGUUUUCACUCACAGCAUUCCGACCUUGAACUAUCUGGAGAAGAUGUUGAAGAUGAUGAAGUUCCCGUACUUCAGACUAGACGGCAAGACCGAUGUCUCGACGCGCCAGGCUUCGACCAAAGAUUUCAAUCAAAAGAAUACUUCGCAGGUAUUUCUGAUAUCGAUGAGGGCAGGAGGUCUUGGAUUGAAUCUACAAGGUGCAAAUCGCGUCAUCAUAUUCGAUUUCAGCUUCAAUCCUUCGUGGGAAGAACAGGCCAUUGGGAGGGCGUAUCGGCUCAACCAGAAGGCGCCGGUCUUCGUCUACCGUUUUCAGUCAGGAGGUACCUUUGAAGACGUGCUCUUUAAUAAGGCUGUUUUCAAGACACAGCUUUUUGGGCGCGUGGUGGACAAGAAAAAGCCCAAGCGUCACGCCUCCAAGUCAACUGCAGACUAUCUGUUCCCAGUCAAGGAUGUUCCUCGGCAAGAUUUUGCAGAUUGUCUGGGAAAGGACCCGAAGGUGCUUGACAUUGUCAUACAGCGCCUGGACUGUGUUCGCAGCAUCGUGCUGACAGAGACAUUCCAGAAGGAAGAGGAUGAGCAGUUGAAUGAUGAGGAGCAGAAAGCCGCCGAAGAAGAAUUCCGGGACCAGCGUUUACAGCGAGAGGAUCCGGUAGCAUGGCAAGCAAAGCAAGCAGCUCUUUAUGCUUCUGCCACCCGAUUCCCCUAUCCAAGCACGCACCCGGGUCCAGUGCCUGGGGCCUACCCUCCUCCUAUGCCAUCCUCGACGGCUCCAUCAUUUCCCUCCCGGGGUGGUGCUGUUAGUCAAGCGAGGCCUGCACAGCCCGCUGCCAUAAUGCCUCCAUUUGCAAGACAGGACUUCGAUGCUCCACCGGACGGUCACCCUAAUCAAUUCCCGUCGAGUACUAUGCCCGGAGCCCUUCUCUCGUAUGACGACACUUUCCAGGACUUCGUCGACCAAAUUGACCACCGUCGUGCGGGAAGUCUAGACCCUGACAUCCUGAUGUCAUGA